This is a messenger RNA of Colletotrichum godetiae, 510 nucleotides long. RefSeq lists its product as uncharacterized. The transcript has a single exon. Lineage: Eukaryota; Fungi; Ascomycota; Sordariomycetes; Glomerellales; Glomerellaceae. Bases 112 to 435 code for a protein of 107 amino acids. The record is from RefSeq and is a predicted model, not a curated record.
GUGAAGGUAAGGGGAGGGAAGGGGGAAGAAGGAUGAUAGGUGGGCACACCUUUGACACCCAACCCGCACCUCCAAAGCUCCCUACUACCAAUACCUUGCCUUACUGUGUACAUGCGGGCUUCGUUCUCCCUCUUCCUCCAACCCCCGAUAAGCUACGGGGCUGCCUUAGCUUACGCCUGCAUUUUCUCCGAAAAUCGCAGCGUCUCGGCACCCGGGAUCCACCAACUGGACGACCUGCAAGGCGACCCAAUGCCGGCAAGGCCCGGGACUGCGGCGGGGGAACCGAGACAGCCUACAGGUAUGGAAGAGAAGGGGAAAGAAAGAAACCCCACCCUUGAACCCUUCAACCAGGUACGAUCGGGCAAGAACUGGAGUCUUCCUGGUAGCCCGAUUUACCCCGCACCGCACCCGUGUCACGUCACCCAACAUCAAUAACCGGCGCUGUUAUUACCGGCACGCAGGCUUGAAGGCUAGAUGACCCUCACCACCAAACAGCCCGCCCACCCCCCC